This is a messenger RNA of Exserohilum turcica Et28A, 822 nucleotides long. RefSeq lists its product as uncharacterized. Bases 118 to 420 code for a protein of 100 amino acids. The transcript is spliced from 2 exons. NCBI's taxonomy places the organism in Eukaryota, Fungi, Ascomycota, Dothideomycetes, Pleosporales, Pleosporaceae. The record is from RefSeq and is a predicted model, not a curated record.
AUACAACUCAAGGCAGCAGCUGUCGCCAGAGCAUUCGCAUCUUCCUUCUCCUCUCACAGACGUAUCAGAACCCGCAUUAUAUUCUAUUCAGCCUCAAGCUCACCAAAUACCGGCAUCAUGUUCAACUUUGUCCUUUCCCUGCUUCUCCAGCUCUCCAUGUUCAUGAUGGCGGAGGCUGCUCCCAUAACAGCGCAGGGCGCAGAACCGUGGCAGGCUGGCACUGGAGGAGGCAUCGUCGGAUUCAUUGUUCUCGUUCUCGACAUCAUUGCGUGGAUUGAGAUCUUCAAGUCGAACCGCCCCGUAACGAACAAGGUCAUCUGGGCGCUCGUCGUGUUCCUUUUCCCUGUUGUCGGCAUGAUCAUCUACUACCUCUUCUCCAACCGCGACGCCCACAACACCUACGAGCCUAUCCCCGCAUAAACCACUUCACGACCCUUAACCUCGCCAAAUUUACUGUUUAGCAAAGACAUGGGUUAUAUUAAAGAACAAGUGUAUACUUGCCAGCGUCGUGGCGAGAUGCAAGCACAUAGCUGAGCACUGGAGUGGUACUUGGGUGUUGGGGCGUUACACCAGUGAGCAGUGGCAUGGAGAGCUAAUAUAGUCAAGGAAGCAUUAUGAUAUUCGGUCCAUUGAUGGGCCAACCCAUCUUCAUGGCAGAUGAUGCAAAUAUUGAUUUAUUUCAGGGCGACUAUAUGGCAUUACAUUCUUCUAAUACUUCUCCUCUGCGCCCCAGCUGCUUUCUCCCAAUCCCCAAAGUCCCAGAAAGGGGUACACAUUCUACACUACGAGCCUCCUAGUAAAUGAACAGCCCCUGACUCUCAC